This is a messenger RNA of Chaetomium fimeti, 895 nucleotides long. RefSeq lists its product as uncharacterized. The record is from RefSeq and is a predicted model, not a curated record. NCBI's taxonomy places the organism in Eukaryota, Fungi, Ascomycota, Sordariomycetes, Sordariales, Chaetomiaceae. The transcript is spliced from 3 exons. Bases 230 to 844 code for a protein of 204 amino acids.
GGCCCACAAAACAAUUGUCCUUCCGUCCAUGGCCCCUGUCAGUUUUGACCAAGAGCAAUUGUUGCCAGACACUCCACGGCUGGGCUGCAUGUCAAGUUUAAAGGUGGUUCUGGUUUCUCAACAUGAAGAGAAGGCUGAAUCUCGUUCACUCACUUUUGUUUGUCUUCUUCAUUUAACGCGUUCUUUUUCUCUAUUCUCUCUUCCAAACUAAACCGCCCAACUCGAAGCAAUGAAUGCCAACGCCAUCACAGAGAACGAGGGAUCCCUCGACUGGGCCGGACAUGAGGCUGAGAUCCGUGAUCUCUACUUGGGACAGAAGUGGAAUCUCCCCAACGUUAGAAGGCAUAUGAAAGAAAAAUACGGGUUUGACGCAACCGAGAGACAGUACAAGUUUCGCUUCGGUGGCCGCAAGAAUGUGACAUCUGACGAAUGGGACUUUGUUGGUCGCGAACGCCAACGCCGGGCCGCGCUCGGCAAAGAGACGAUAGUUUGUUUCCGUGGCGAGCCUUUGCCAGCGGAGCGUGUCGACCGCGGCAUCGCUCGCAGCCGAAAGCAUGGCUCCGGGCCUAAUGAUCGAGUCAAUAAACGGAAGCCGACCCUGAGGGGGCAGACACAAGCUGCGGUCCGAAGCAGGAUCACCUUUCGAACCCCGCCCUCUCAACCGAACCAUCUCUUCACUUCCAUCCACAACCAGCCACAUGGCCAGAUUAACGCAGAUUUGCUAUCUAGGGUUGGCGAUGACUCCUCUCCGCGUCCGGCAAUUGUUGCAGCGUCGUUUGAUGAUAUCGAGAUGAUCCCUUGCGGGGCGAUUAGUAUGUCUCUCGAUGCUAACCUAUCUGUUUGAUUUCAAGUUACGGGCUAGCUACCUCUACAUGUACCUAACCACAAAUACACA